AUGAAGAUAAUCCAAUCACUUGGUCGGUUGAAGUACUUCCUUCGGUCUCUGACAAAGUCGUCGUUAUGGUUUCUUUUGUUGAUCACAAUGGAAGCUGUGGUUAACAUAUGCUUUUCUUCUUAUACUAUUGGUCAGUACCUUCAUAUGGCUGAGAGGAUUGAAGUCGUUUUUGAAGCUGUAACGUCAAUGCUUGUUGUGAUUCUCUUGGGAUCGCUGUAUUUACUGUAUGCCGGUUGGGAAGCUGUCUUACAAAAAAACGUUGUUGCUGUAUGUCACACUGCUGUUUUACUAUUUCAUGUUUCGUUCUUUAUUUAUUCCAUCAUUCAAUAUAUUCAGAUAGGAGUCUGUUUACGCUAUACGGAUUGGACUUUUAAUAAUUCUAGUUUUCCUCCUUUCCAUCAAAUCAACCUGUAUACCUCGUUUAGCAAAUACAAGGCUGUAUUUAAAAAUGCAACAUUUACGUUUUACAAUCUAGAAGCUUUUUACGUCGCUUUGCCUGUUGUUAUAGGUUUGAUUGGUAUCAUCCUUUGUUUUUUAGUCUACCGUAUGAACAAAGCGUAUGGAUGGGUUAUGUAUCAACGACACGGGCCAGAUCUUCACAUGAGACGACGAUAUCUCAUAUACGAGAUUUUUGUUGCCUUGGUGAAACUGGAUCUUUAUUUUUGUAUUUGUUCAACGAUUCAAAUAGCAAUGCUGAACAAGCAUCCGCGGGGCGGCCAUUACCAAAAAACUCGGAUUGUCCUUAUGCUAUUAUUAAUUCCCUACACCCUAUUUGUUUUGUCCGUAUCGCUGUAUGCAGUGCGUAGAGAAAGUUAUGUGUUGAUGGCAUACGUGGAGAUAAUGAUGCUUGCAGGGUCGGCAUACUACUUGUACUACAUGGUAGUUGUUUACAAUAACACAAAUUUUUGGAUUGUGGAUUUUAGUGCUUAUUCGUCGCUACCUGUAACGCUGAUUACCGUGAUUCAUGUCUUAAGUACGUUUGGGAUAGGAAUCACAUGCAUGGUUAACUUUGGUCACGGACUUCGUGAAUACUUAAACUAUUUGGAUCAAAAGAAAAAGGAAGAGUCGAAAACUGCAUUGAAUCUUCCAAGGUCUCGUAGACCCAUUGACGAUUAA
Schizosaccharomyces octosporus yFS286 is the source of this 1116-nucleotide messenger RNA. RefSeq lists its product as uncharacterized. The transcript is spliced from 4 exons. Gene Ontology annotation, cellular component: Golgi apparatus. NCBI's taxonomy places the organism in Eukaryota, Fungi, Ascomycota, Schizosaccharomycetes, Schizosaccharomycetales, Schizosaccharomycetaceae. The record is from RefSeq and is a predicted model, not a curated record. The coding region runs from base 1 to 1116 and encodes 371 amino acids.